Messenger RNA from Cheilinus undulatus (humphead wrasse), 6988 nucleotides. It is a transcript of the gene disc1, whose product is annotated as DISC1 scaffold protein. The record is from RefSeq and is a predicted model, not a curated record. Gene Ontology annotation, biological process: cilium assembly; neuron migration. The transcript is spliced from 14 exons. The coding region runs from base 487 to 2940 and encodes 817 amino acids. NCBI's taxonomy places the organism in Eukaryota, Metazoa, Chordata, Actinopteri, Labriformes, Labridae. Gene Ontology annotation, cellular component: mitochondrion; centrosome; microtubule.
CUCCCUCCCUCUCUCUCUCUCUCCUCGCGCACUGACACGACGCAGGACGCAGCGUAACGGUUCCUGAUCACUCAUCGAUGACUCCAGAUUGAUCGUAACUCUCGGCCUGUCUGUGGAGGAAGUCUCGGGCUGUUUUGAAGGUUUCCUCCUGAAGAGUCCUCCGUGAAGUCCAGCCCUCCUCUCCCUCAGACGGACUGGAGUCUCAGCUGGUCUCGCUUGUUUUCCUCCGAGCAGAAAUGUUUAAACCUGGACCCCAAACUUUGAGGCUAAACCGUCAGACCCGGACCCAGGAGCUCUCAUAGGACCCCUGUUUCUGCUGUAAGUCUAAAAGAAGCCUCUAAACCAGACUGUGGAGGUUUUUCCAGAGCGGAAAUGAGAUCAGCUCCAGUCUGGACCUGAAACAUGCUCGAUGAGACUCCGAGAAGAAGAACCACCUCCGGGAUCUGAGAGUUCUGGAUCUUAGAGUUUGAUUUCAUCGGAGUGAAGAUGUUUGCAGGACUGCUGGGGUUUGAGUGUCCCAGCAGCUCUCUGCUGCACCGCUGUGAGCUCAUGGAGGGUGGCCGGGCGUCGGGGACAGCUGGCAGCUCCGGGCGCAAGAGGUUCCACCGACGACUGGGGUACAUGAGAGGAGAGCCGUCCAGACCGCAGAGCUCGUCUCACGGGGAGGAGGAAGAGGAAGAAGAAGGGAACGCCGCUGGCAUCAGAAAACCUGGACGUCAUGCUGACAUCACUGCUGUCAAAGCGUCGUCAGCCAAUCAGGAAAAGCCUGGUCAACUCUCAUGUAGCACCUGGAGGAGUAAGGCUCCUCUCUGCUCUGUAACCAGUCCUCAUUCCCCCAAAGCAUGCUGGGAAAUCAACGGUACGUCCAGCCAGAAUGAACUCAGGUUAAACCCGAGUCCUGCAGCGUCCACGCAGGAAUCCUUUAACUCCAGUUUUAGUUUCAUACAAGAGUCUUUAAACUCCUCCUCCACGCCAUCACAGGGACAGAAACCACUAAACCAUUCCACUAAAGAUCCUCCCACUACACCAGCAUCCUUAGACGCCCUGCAUGGCGUCUCAAGGCAGUCCACUCCCGUCCAAUUAGAGCCGUCGGAGAGAGACGAGCUGACAUCGGGCGGGAAGUUAUGGCGGGAAUCUCUCUGGGCAAACAGGGAGGCGCCCGACCUGCCGGACUGUGACUCUCACUCUGUGGACAUAGAGAUCACCUCCUCGCUGUCUGUGGACUCAGACACCGCCUCCGCCUCCUCCGUCACCUCCGGGUAUGAGAGCGCCACGCCUGCCUGUGACCACGGCGUGGACAACCUGGUGAAGAAGUACGAGGGCGUGCUGCAGGAGUGUCUGCAGAACAACAGGACGCACACCAAGAUCGAGGCGAUGAUGUUGAAGCUGCAGAGGCUCCAGCAGAAAGCCAUUCUGGAUGAUGACUAUGAUGCAGCUGAGCGUUUUGGGAAGAAGCUGGAGGAGCUGUGCAGAGAGAGAGGAGCGCUGAAGCUCGGCCUACCGUCCACCCAGCCCAGCGUGGCUCUGUUCCUGCAGAGACUCACACAUGUGGUGCACAGCGCCCUCCAGAGGACGGACGCCAGCUACUGCAGGGAUGCUGUAGAUCCUGGUCCAGCGGAGCCGUGUGACUCUCUGCAGGCUCCACUUCAUCGACGAGAUCAUCUGAUUCAGGAGAAACGGCUGCUGGAGGAGGAGAUGUUGGAGCUGCAGCAGCGCCUGGCGGAGCUGAAGGACCGUCGUUUGCGGCUGGAGCAGCAGAUCCAGCAGGAGGAGCAGAGAGCGGAGGCCGAGGAGCUGGAGGGCUCGGUGCUGAGGAGCUGCGGCGUGGAGCAGCUCCGAGACGUGAGCCGGACCCUGCAGGAGCUCGUCUCUGCGGAGAGCCGCACGCAGAUCUCCGUCUCUCCGCCUCCGUCCAUCAUCAGACUCCAGGAGCAGGAGCAGGCGCUGAAUCUGUCCAUCAAAGAAGCCACUGCUAAGGUGGUCAUGAGUCAGAGGCUGGGCAGCAGCCUGAGGAGGAAAGUGAGCGAGACGGAGACGCAGCUUUUAACGCUGCAUGAAGCGAAGCUGGCAGCCAUCUCAGGUAAUGACUUCAGCAGUGCCAAGGAGCUGAAGGCGGAGAUGAAGGCGGUGUACCUGGAGCGGGACCGGCUGGAGGCGCUGGCCAAGCGUCUGCACAGCCUGAGCGCCGGGAGCAGCGGGGAGCUGAGCAGGAUGAAGGAGCAGAGGCAGCAGCUGAGGCAGGAGCUGGAGCAGAGGGAGGCCGUGCACGAAAGCCGCCUGAAGGAAAACACGAGCCAGUACAUGAAGCUGCUGGAGGACAGACUGCACAGCUGUGGCUGUCCUGGUCUGGAGCGGAUCUGGGAGGCCGACCUGGAGGCGUGCCACCUCUUCCUGCGGGGUCUCCAGUUGAGGACCCCGAGCUGCGGCGGAGCCGACGUGGAGGACCUCGCCUCUGCAGCAGCUUACCCCGCCACCCCACCUAGCACCAAAGAAGAAGAAGACUGCGCCAUGCUGACGGCGUUGGGUGGGCGCUGGUGUCCUGAGGCAAACUUGCAGAACUCGGAGUUCACGAAGAAGCUGGAGGAGUUUUUGUUCUGCAUGGAGGAGAAUCAGCCUGAGGACGUCUGCAGAGAGUCGGAGGCUGCAGACCUGACGGAGCGCUGCGAGCUGAUCAGCGACAGACUCAUGACCUUGGAAGAUGAAUUACAGACGGCCAUCCUGAACCAGGACCAGGCCCUCACCCUGUCUCUAGAGAAGGAAGUUCAGGACGUUAAAGCCACUUUACAGAGCAUGCUUGCCCAGCUCAAAGAGGACGAAGAGGAGGAAGAGGAGGAGGAGUUACAGGAUGAUGACCUGAUGAAAAACGGGACUGAAGAAGAAGAGGAUGAAGAGGAGGAUGAAGAGGAGGAUCAGUACUUCAGUGACAGCUGGGGAAUCUGAAAUGGACGUCUGUCUGACCCCGUCUCUGCAGGAGUGACCCCGCAUCCAUUUACUGUAAACCUUCACUCACAGAGCGAGACAGCGAACCUCUGAGGGUCCGCUCAGUUUCUCUGCAGAGCUUCUAGAAAAACCUUUUUAUCCGUCCACAGACGGGGACAUGAGGAGUGCAUUUACAUGGCCACCAGCCUUAUCUAGGUUUGAUCAUAUUCAUGCACACACAGAAACCUGCUCAUACACUCGCUCAGUUCAAUCCUAGUUAGCCAACAUGGCUGCAGAUCUGGUGCAUCCUCCUAAAGCAGGGGUUCUCAACCUUUUCAGCCUGUGACCCCCAAAAUAGAGGUGCCAGAGACCCCCCCCCCCCCCACACCUGAAGGGGGUUGAACACAGCCAUACACAAUCAAGAAUAAUGAUCUGCAGACAAGGUCGUCCAUGAGGGGGGAGCGACCAUGAAGUCAGCAAAAAUAUGGUCUAAUUUUAUCAAAUUUGUGAUAACCACAUUUCAUUUGUUUACUUGAAUAAUAGCCAGUGUUAUAAAAGCAAAAUUGUGUUUUUAAACUGAUUAAAAAUUGGCAAAUGGGCAUGACAAAUACAGUUAAAUUGGCAAAAUAGGCAUAAAAUUAGGUGACAAGGGGUUAAAAGUGACAAUAAUCGGUCAACAAAAGCAAAAUUAGGUGGGAAAAGUAAUGGAAAGGGUUUACAAGUGAUGAAAAUGUCUUAAAAUGGAAAAAAUAUGCAGAAAAGGCAUUAAAAUAUGAUUAAGAAGCAGCAGAAAUAGGAGUAAUGUGGCACAAAAUGUAUUUAAAGGGGCAAAAUUUGGCAAGAACAAGUGAUGAAAACAGGUUUAAAUUUGGCAAAUUUGGCUUAAAGUGGCAAAAAAGAAGCAAAAAUGGGCUCAAGUUGUGCAAAAAAUAUUCUUAGUUUCCUAAAAGGCGUGUGGCGACCCCUUCCCGGUGUCGGGGGUCCCGACCCCAACGUUGAGAACCACUGGGCUAAAGAAUCGAGACAGAAGAGAACAACAGGAAAACUUGAACAUGGGAUAUCCCAUCUAAGCUUACAGUUUCAGUUUAUCUUUAACAACCAAAAGAUGAAACUCUGUUCCUCCAUGGCUCCAGAAGUUUCCACUGCUGCUACCAUGUUUGUUUCGCCGAGACGUCAUUUUGCUGAGGCCGUACCUGGCACAGGUAGUCAGCGUUUACAUGCCACAGUAUCCUGUUAUUUUCUGAGUUCUCCAAGAAGCAAAACCAGGUUUCCUAAAUCUGGUUUAUAUUUGCACGCCCCAGGACACAAAACAGGAUGUUUAAAAUCUCAGAUCCAUGUAAAUGCACUCAGUGUCCCUUUAAUUCUCCUUUGGUCUCUGUAAAUCUGGCCAGCCGUUAUUUAAAGGUGCCUUUGAGUGUCUGUUCAACUUUGAGUCUUACUGAAGCUCUCAGAAAAGAAAAAGAACUUUUCAGACUGCAGUCAGAAAUGUUACACAGCUACUAAAACACUUUAUGAAUCGUGUAAGUGUGCUUUAAUUCUGUUUUGUUCUCCUGACCUGCAGCCAGAGUCUGGACCACCUGUCAGACGGAGCUGAGGGCAACCACUAUCACACAUCCUUCAAUCUUCUGCACAGAAGUUUGAGAUUUCACAGGAAAACUUCUGUAAUUGCAAAAAAGUUUAAAAGUUGGGAAAAAAACCCCUUUAAGUUGCAAUAAUUCCUGUUUUAUCCUGUUUUCACUGUAAAAUAUUAAACUACUCUGAGUUUCUUUAGAGGAAAACAUGGAUAAGAGUCCUGGAGACGAUAAUCAUGGAUUAAUAUUCCUUUAUACUGCUGCACUGAAUCUGAGCCCAGUCCACAUGUAGGCAGGUAUUGUUGAAUACUGAUGUCCCGUAUUAGCUGGGACGCCCCUUGUCCUGUGUAUUGAUGUUAAUUCUCUGUUCUCAGCAAGUAUCCCAUACCCACAUGUCAUGUGACUCCUGUUACUCAUGCCCCAUUUACACGACAAUGUUUAGAGUGAAAACGCAAAAGUUUUGUAGCGUUUUGAUGCCUGAAAACUGAACUUUUCUAAAAUGGGCUCCAGAGUGGAUGUUUUUCAAAACGCCCCCGUCUCUGUCUCCGUGUAAACAGGGAAACCGGCACUUUCUUGAAAUGGACAUGCGCACUGCGACUGCAGUAAAUAUCCAUAUGCGAGUAGGCUUUUAACGCACGCGCGGAUGGGAAGCCCAGAACAAAACAAAGAUGGCCGACACCAGUGUACUGUUCAUGCUCCUCACUCUUUUGAAUUUAACUGUACUUCAACAAAGUGUUGAUUUACCUCACCAUUACUUGGAUCAGCGGAGACGUAUUUCGUGCCUGCACCAGAUUCUGACUUGACCCAUACGCCGUCGCUGGUGCAGGCACAAAAAUCACACCGCCAUCUACUGGCCUGGCAUGUAUACUACAUCAUUUCUGGUGUUUCCUGCAGUCUCAUGUAAACGGAGAUUAUUUUGAACAUGAUGCUGUAUGAACGUGGAACUUUUUGGAAACGAAAACGGAAAACGAAGCAAAACGUUGUCGCGUAAACGUAGCCUCAAUCAUAGCCAUGUCAUACAUCAGUGAUACCUGCAGCACUAAAAGCCACAAACCCCACUGAGAGAAGUUUUUGGACUUUUUGGAUGGUUUUCUUUGGUCUGUGGAUUAAAAAUAAACUCUCCAAAAGAAACAACAAGGAAUAGGAAGCAACAGAGACGUGGCUCAAUAAGCUGGUGUUCUGAUGAUGUGAAUCCAUAUCAGAGUCUAUCCCUCACCCUGUUUACCCAUGUGCACAAAUGCAAAGAAGCACAUUUCGAUAGGUAGCAGAAAUCAGCAAAACACCAGUCACUGAUGCCUCGCUGAAAGCUUUCUGUACUUUGUGGCAUCAGGAUUUUUAAACGCCGUGGAGGUGAGCAUGACAGAACGAAGCAUGCUGCUGCAGAAAGUCCCACUAACAAAUAGAAAUACUGAUGUUUGUGACAUAGAAAACAAUAGAAGACUAAAAAUCCAGCAAGACAGAAGCAUCAGAUGUACCACACUCACAGGUGCAACACAGAGCUGAACUUCCUCUAUGGAGCAUGCCUGGUCACCAUGGUAACCAGGCAUGCUCCAUAGACUCAUUAUGUAAGGACUUUUCUCUAGUCUGUGACAGGACUGGACACUGUUAAGAGAAAUAUCCAGAAAGCAGUCGUCUUGGUGAGCCAUGCCUCUAUUUUGGAUCAAACAUAUGUUUUUACUAUCCUAAGACUCAUUGAGGAUUAUCCUGAAUUUAAACGAUUCUCAAAGUGGGGUCCAGGGACUGUCAGGGGUCAGUAAGGGACCUAAAGGGGGUCCCAAGUUACUAAUAAUCUUAAAAUGACAGAAUAUAAUAAUUAGUAAUAAUUAGUAGGGCUGUGGCUACCAUGUGGAGGCGUGUUUGUGGUGUGACUGCACACACUGAACCUUGACCUCCAAACAGUGGAGGUUUGGGAUGAAUACAGCCCCCUAGUGUUGAGGUGGAGUAUUGCAGAGCUACGCAGACACGUGUGCAGACUUGUAGGCUGUGUAGAUUCAGUGCAGAAGUAUAAAUCCUGUUUUAGUCUCCAUCUUUCUAAAUCUUGGACUAAAACUGAACAUUUGCAUGAUUUAACCACUCUGUUUUCUGUUUGACCAGACUUCUGCGUGUCACUUUGUUGAUGAAAUAACUGUGUGGUGCUACAGAACGUGAGCUAACUUGAACACUUUAUUUUUUUCUCUGCGUGUGAAAAAUCCAAUCUGAAGUUUAUUUUUCGCCUGAAAUGUUUGCUGGUUUAAGAAUGUCUCACAGAUUGUUUCAUGAAGGAAAUGUGUAACUGCUGUUUGUUUUUCUACAUUUAUUUAAUCUACCACUGAUGAUGAUGAUGAUGAUGAUGAAGUGUUUUUAUGUUAUUGUAGACGUUCUGGUCCAUUCCUCUUAUUGUGAGAAACAUUUUUGUACUCCAUGUGUUUUAAUUGUCUGUGCAGCCUGAGUCCUGCACCAUAUUUCAUAUUUAUUCCUUGCAGCUCUUCACUAAUUACAGCAUGUCCCAUUAAAGCUGA